AUGAAGGCCUCCGCCGUCCUCGCUCUCGUGGGCGCUGCCCUGGCUUCAGCUCAGGCAACCACACGGUCCGCACCCUUCUUCCUCAAGUACAAGACCUGUCCCAACUCCGCGGAAACCUACUUCCUCUCUUGCCAUUCCGGAGCAGGCCAGGCCGGUCUUUGUCCUGAGGGCUCCCCGGAAGGGCAUUCUGCCCCCAGGGUUCACCAGGAAUACUUCCUCAACGAGACCACGCAAAGUUACGAAAACCACCCUCUAGGCCUUCUGACAUGGAAUCUGCCCAUCGGCAACGGCGACCCCGUACCCUCAGCUCUGAACCUCCAGCUCCAGCUUGUCAGCAACAGUGCCAUUCCCAUCUUCUCUCCCGGAGAUAUGGGCAUCUACAGCUUCGGUUUUGACGACGAUGAGAAACUGUUCCUCUUCAGCCGUCAGGACGAUUCCAAGGCUGAGGCUAACAAGGUCAACUAUGUCGAGGAAGCCUACUACCGCUGGCACGUCUGCUGGACCUAUGUCGGCAAUUACUACUACCAGUCACUCGUUUGGGUUACUGCUGGCGAACCCGUCAACCCUACUUGCCAGGCUGUCACCGUGUACAGAGAAUGGGCUCCCACGUCGUAA
Molecule: messenger RNA, 615 nt
Organism: Colletotrichum karsti
Lineage: Eukaryota; Fungi; Ascomycota; Sordariomycetes; Glomerellales; Glomerellaceae
Exons: 2
Coding region: 1-615 (204 amino acids)
Source: RefSeq, a predicted model, not a curated record